AUGACCUGCUGGGACGCAGUUCUUACAUUGCCUAAAACAUGGGAUCAACUUUGUGAGGAUUUGGACACCCUGUUUUAUCGCUUACGUUUCUGGAAUGUAUCAGUGAGUUUACCAAAGAGCGCGUUUGGUAAGCGGUCGAUCCCCUAUCGGUCACAUGAAAUUAGUGCAGAAGGUAUCCGAUCGACCCCAAAAGUUGCGAAGGGUGUUAUGGAUCUACCGUUUCCCAAAUCCCACAAAGGUGUAUUACCGUUUCUCGGAAGUCUAAACUACAACCACAAGUCCAUCGAGGACUUUCCGGUAGUGGCAGUAGUUCUUUAUGAACUUUCAGAAGACCAGAUACGUCAGGGACGAGACCUCUUACGAGCUCAUGAAUCUUUCGAACUGCUAAAACGGAAGAUCGUUGCGACACCAAUGUUAAGACAUCCGGACAUCCAAACGCCAUUUGUGACAUUCCCGCACGCGAACCGAUGGGCUGCGUGUGCAGUCAUAGGGCAAGAAUACGACGGAAAGAUACAACCUGUUCGGUAUACAGGACGCGUUCUGAACGACGCCGAGCUCCGUUUUGAGAGAUUGAUUAAUGAGGGAGUGAAGUAG
This is a messenger RNA of Phytophthora megakarya, 594 nucleotides long. Lineage: Eukaryota; Oomycota; Peronosporomycetes; Peronosporales; Peronosporaceae. The record is from the annotation of a GenBank genome assembly.